AUGUCCAACUUUGGCCAAGGCUUCCAGAACAACUCGUUUGAUCCCUCCCUCCUCUACGGACUCCCCAAUGCGGGCGGUAACGGAGUCAACCUGGGCAACUUGGGCAACCUGGGAAACGUUGGCAACGUCGGCGAUGCAUCCCAACAGGUCCAAGGCUUCAACCUCAACAAUGUCAACCUCGGCGGCGUGUCUGGCGUCGGAAACGUCGGUACUGCCGCCGCCGGAGGGACACUCCCACCAGGGUGGCUCAACUCGUUCAACAACCUGCAGUCCCAGGCCGCCAACCAACUCAACCAGCAACAACGACCGCCCAACAACGCCCAGAACCCACAGCUUGCGGGCAUGUCUCUGAUGGCUAGCUCUGGGCAGCCCAAUGAUGGCCAGCGCCAGCUGGAGAUCUUGCGUUCUAUGCAAGCUGUCCGCGCCAACAACGCCGCUGCGGCCACGGGCGGCAACAACAUGUCACAGCAAAACUCCAAUGCAAUGGCCCAGCAGCUGCAGCAAGCCCGUGCUCAACUCCAGCGCCAGGCCGCCAUGCAGCAGGCUCAGCAACAGCAGCAGCAGCAGCAGCAGGGAAUGGGCCAGCAGCAGCAGCAACAGGUCGGCCAGCCCCAGGAGGGUGUCAACCAGCCCAACUAUGCGGCCAUGGCCAUCAAGGCUUCCGAGGCCAUCAUGAACACAAAGGAUAUCGUGUCAUUACCUCCGCAGACCGUCAACAACUACAUGUCCCUGCUUGGCAAGCACCCCGAGGCCCCCGAAGUGCAGGCAGCAAUGCAGCGGUUGCAAGCGGCUCAGAAUGCCAACAAGAAUGCCGCCGCGGGUGGUAUCAACUUCUCCAACGCCUCCUCGUUGAUGGGCAACAACAACGCCGCCAACCUUCAACAGCGCCAACAACAGCAGCAGCAGCAACAGCAACUGCAACAGCAGACUGGCAUGCAGCAGGGCAACCUGCAACAGAACCAGCUUGCCGCUGCCCAACGCGAGCAACUGGCCAAGCGUCUCCAGCAGGCCCAGGCCCAAGGCGGACCGCUCAGCGCCCAGGCUCAGCAGCUGAUGGCAAUGACUGCCCAGCAGCGCGCUCAAGGCCAGCAGCCGCGUCUUCCCUCCGGCACCCCCAACCUGCAGCAGCUCAACAUGUUCCAGCAGAACCCUAUGCUCGCCAGCAACCAGACAGUCCAGCAGACCCUCCUGCAACAACUCCAUCAGUCUCAGCAAGCCCAGCAGCAGCAGCAGCAGCAACAGCAACAACAGCAAAACGUGGCUGCCCAGCAGGCGACCCAGAACCAGGCCAGGCAGCAGGUCACUCCCACCCAGACCCCGGCCCAGCCCCAACAGACGACACCCCAACUUGCCUCAGCUCCCCAGCCACAGAUGACCCAGCAAAACGUCGCAACCACUCAGUGGCAGGGCCAGACGAUCCCGCUCCAACCAACACCGAUUCGCAACCCUGGUUCUCUGCCGACCGAGGACGAGUGGCUGCGCUUUUUGCGCAACGUCAACAAUGACCAGAACUUUCAGUACCCGGUCAUCUUGGGCAAGCAGGUCAACCUCUUCAAGCUAUUCGCCUACGUGUAUGCGUGCGGUGGCUACCGCGUCUUUGACCAGCAGCCCGUGGACAAGUUUUGGGGUGUGGCUGCCGGCACUGUUGGCUUGAACACUGGCAGCGCCGAGAUCAACGGCAAGGCGGUAUCAGAAAUCUACCAUCGUCUCCUCAUCAAGAUUGAGGACAUUUGGACUGCUAGCCAGCGCGGGAACGGAACCGCCAAUGCCAACAAUGGUAACCAGCAGCAGCAACAGCAGCAGCAGCAGCAAAAUGCCCAGCAGACCGCCCAGAACACCCAGCAGCAGCAACAGAACACGCUUCAGCAGGGUGGUAUGCCACAGCAGACCCAACAGACCCCCCAGCAACAGCAGGCUGCUAGCAUGGCCCAGCGUCUCAGCCAGUUUACGCCCCACCAGCAGCAACAGCUUAGCGGCCUUAUGGCUCAGCACCAGGCCGCCCAGCAGGCCCAGGCGCAACAGGCUCAACAGCAGCAGCAGCAGCAGCAGCAACAGGGCACUCCGCAGCUCCAGCAACAGCAAACUCAACAGCAGCAGCAAGGCCAACAACAGCCCGGCCAGCAGACCCCUCAGCAGACGACGCAGCAACUCCAGCAGCAGCAGCUCGGACAAGGUCAACCCGGCCAGGCGCAGAUGCGCCCCGCCAUGCCCAACGUACUCUCGGCCGACUUUAUGAACCAGCUCGCCAACAACCCCAACCUCGUCAUGACCGAGGAGCAGCGGAGGAUGAUCCAGAGCGUCCAAAUGCAGCGCAUGAUGGCGCAGCAAGCUCAACAGGCUCAACAGGCUCAACAAGCGCAGCAACAAAACAACCAGCAGGCUCAGCAGGCGGCGCUCGCGGCUCAACAACAGCAGCCCCAACAGCAGCAACAGCAACCUCAGCAGCAAGCGCAGCCUCAACAGGCUCAAUCGCAGCAGGUUCAGCCCCAGCAGCAACGCGUGCCGACGCAACCCCAAGGCCAGCCUCAACAGCAAGGUCAGCAACAGCAGGCUCAACAGCUUCAGCCUGGUGGUCAGCAGCAGCCCCCUCAGCAAGGCCAGGCUCCUACCCAACAGCCGGGCCAGAUGAACGCCACCCAGGCGCGCUUGGCCGAAAUGGUUGCGCACAUUCGCCAGCGCGAGUCUGAACUCGAGGCCAACUUUAUGGCUUCGCGCAGGACGCUUCCCGAGAUUCCCGCCGAGCAGCAGGCCGACUAUCAAAAUGUGCUCGAGGUGCUUGCCAAGCUCGUGACUGAGGCCAAGACCAAGAGUCCGCUGUUUAACAUUUUGGCCAACAACGACGAGGACAAGAUGAAGUUCCAGACGCUCCUGCAGCUGUCGUCCAUUUCGUCGGCGAUCAUCAACAAGGCUCGCGCCGGUACCCCGAUCCUCAGUUUGAAGGAGACGGACGGUAUCCGCAUGAAGCUUCAGGAUGUCCUGCGCGGCGCCGUCCAGCACCUCCAGGCUGCCAUGAACGACCAGCGUAUGCGUCCGCGCAUGCAGCUCCUCACCACGGAAAUGUCCAGGGCCAACGCCGCUGCGUCUACAAUUGUUUCUGCUCAUGCCGCGCAACAGCAGGCUCAGCAGAACAACAACAACAACCAGCAGCAGCAGCAGCAGCAGCAGCAACAGGCUGCCCUGCAACAUGCCCAACAGCAGGCUCAGCAGGCCCAGCAGUUGGCUCAGCAGCAGGCGGCUCAACAGGCCCAGCAGGCCCAACAGGCUCAGCAGCAGCAGCAGGCUGGGCCCCAGACUGGCACGCCUCAGCUCUCUGGUACACCGAUGCAGCACGCGGCCAUGCUGAGCCCCGAGAUGGUCAACAACCUCAUCAAGCGCCCGCUCAAGCAGGAGGACCUGAAACCUCCCCCUCCCCCUCGCUCGCGCGGCAAGGUCAAGGUCGAGCCGUCACCCAAGCCUAUCAAGGAAGAAACCCCGCGCACCCCGGCGACUACUGCUGGUACCCCCGCUGGUGAGAUGACGACGCCAAACUCGACAGCUGCCAAGCGGCCGCAAAAGCGCAAGGCGUCGACUGCCACUCCCAAGACUACGAAAAAGGCCAAGGGAGACGACAAGAACGAGGCCAGCCCCGCGACUGGAGCCACUCCUGGAGCGAUGCAGGCGCCAACCCCGACGGCCGGAGCCGACACUGCGCCCGCGUCUGGUCCAUCGGCGGCGUCUACUCCUGCAGCCGCGGGAUUCACCGGCAACGCGCUCAGUGUGUCUCGCGCCACGCACGCCGACUACUUUGCCCAGCAGCAAAAGGCUGCCGAGGCCGAGCGCGAGCAGACCGCACAGUUCUUUGCCGCCCGCAACGCCACGGCCAACUUUGACGGUGACCUGUCGGCGGCAUUCAACCUCUGGACCGAGGCACAGGCUGCACCCGCGAUGCCUAUGGGCCCCGGCGGCCCUGGAGGACUGGGUGAGGCCGCUGCGACCCUUGGCAUUUCAUCGGCAGCCGACGACGCCCUGGCAGACCAGUCAUGGCACGACUUUAUCAACGAGCAGAAUUUUGAUCCGGACGAACCGACACCACUGUUAACAAGAUGUCGGUCUCUUGAUACGGAUCCCGAGUGCAGCCCCCGCGAUGCCGACCUGAUCGGUCGCUCCCCCCUGGUGUCGAUGCACCACAUUGGUGGUAUGGGUAUGCCCCAGCAAAUGAUGGACAAGUACGCUGCCGCUGCCGCCGCCGCGUCCGGUGGCGCUGCGGCACGACGCGUGCCCCUCAUGAGCCCUUCCGCACAGCCGUACAAUGGCAUGCUGUUUGCCGACCACGACGAUGGGGUCGGAUUGGAAGCGUUCAUGUAG
Molecule: messenger RNA, 4344 nt
Organism: Apiotrichum porosum
Lineage: Eukaryota; Fungi; Basidiomycota; Tremellomycetes; Trichosporonales; Trichosporonaceae
Exons: 4
Coding region: 1-4344 (1447 amino acids)
Biological process (GO): positive regulation of DNA-templated transcription; chromatin remodeling; regulation of transcription by RNA polymerase II
Cellular component (GO): SWI/SNF complex; brahma complex; nucleoplasm
Molecular function (GO): nucleosome binding; DNA binding
Source: RefSeq, a predicted model, not a curated record